This is a messenger RNA of Zingiber officinale, 2749 nucleotides long. Its product is annotated as golgin candidate 4-like. The transcript is spliced from 15 exons. The record is from RefSeq and is a predicted model, not a curated record. Gene Ontology annotation, molecular function: small GTPase binding. The coding region runs from base 153 to 2510 and encodes 785 amino acids. Gene Ontology annotation, cellular component: Golgi apparatus. Lineage: Eukaryota; Viridiplantae; Streptophyta; Magnoliopsida; Zingiberales; Zingiberaceae. Gene Ontology annotation, biological process: endoplasmic reticulum to Golgi vesicle-mediated transport; Golgi organization.
CGAAAAUUGCAAUCGAAGCUAAUUACCGCUUCCUUCUCUCCCCUUCAUUUCCACCGUCGUCAGAUCUGCCUUUCGAUCGCCUCUCACUCGCAAACCCUCCGUCCCUCCCCAGUCCGGCGGUGGGUGCCUUCGGAUCCAGGAAGCGCAGGACCAUGCGGAGUUCAAUCGCCACCUACAGGGAGAGCCUCUCACGUCUGGCCAACGAGGUAUUGGAUGCCGCCGAUGAUCUCGAGACCCCUCGUCCCCGGGGCGGGGAAGCCGCGGAUUAUCCUUCCUCUGGACGUCGGUUUUCUCGGAGGUUGUCCGGGGUUUCUCCACCUGCCAGGUCUCCCGUCGCUAACGGUGUUGAUUCCGGACACCACGAUGAGAUAGCCAAAUACAAAGCUGAUAUCCUGAAGCUGCAAUCGUCUGAGGCUGAGAUUAGAGCACUUUCAGUGAAUUAUGCAACUAUGCUGAAGGAGAAAGAGGAUCAACUUUCUAAACUUCGUGAUGAAAAUGGUUCUCUAAAGAAAAGCUUGGAAGCUUCCAUAAUACAUCCUUCAAGUGAUGAGAGCUAUACAACAUUAUCAAAUGCUUCUAAUCUUCUCAAGAGAAAUACUGAACAAUCAAGCGGCAGAUUGCAAAAGUAUCUUCCCCAAGAGAAUUCACAUUCUGUGGGGAAUCAUACACAAAAGCUUACUGUCACCAAGCAGGAUGGAUUCCGCAAUGGAGAUAUACAAACUUAUGAUCUUAAUGUCCUACCACAAAAUGUGGAUCUAAGGCAUGCAGAUUCACAUCGAAAUGGAAAGGAAUAUCUAGAUUUACUUCAAGAAAAUGAAUCUCUGUCAGCAUCAAAGUCCAGUCUUGAGUCUGAUAUUGAACAGCUUAGGACAAAACUCAAAAGUGAGCAAGAAAAUCAAGCAAUUUUAAGACACGAACUGCAAAAGGAAUGUCAGCUGAAGCUGGAUUAUUUGAGAGAACUCAAUGAUCAUAAGAAGGAUAAGGAGAUGAAUUCUGUCGAGUUGAAGGAGUUGCGUAUGAAGGUGGAUGAAAAAAUAUCAGAAUUAAGACAAUUGGAGGAUGCACUUAAAAAGCAAGACAUGAUUCAGGAAUCUAAUGCUUCUAUUGAAAGUAUGAAAUAUACAAUUAACAAAUUAGAGGAGGAGAAUGCUAAACUCAAGAUGGAGAAGGAUGAACUUGAGAAGAAUUUGAAACUUCAUAUGAAAGCUUCGAGUGAGAAUAGUGAUUCUACAGAGGAUGUUGAGAAGAUGAGUCUUUCAUUAAGGAAGUUGGAGGAACAACUCAAAGAUGCCAACAAAGAACGAGACAAAGCAUUACAGGAGUCAGCCCGACUAAAGCAACACUUGCUUGAGAAGGAACUUGAAGAUUCUGACAAGAUGGAUGAGGACAGUAAAAUGAUUGAAGACCUUCAAGCAAAUUGUGAACAACUAAAAGCUCGUGUACUGCAAUUGGAGAAGACUCUGAAGCAGGAAAUAGCGAAGAAGGAAGAGUUCAGGAAACUGAAAAAUGAUGAACUUCAUAAGUUAAAUGAAGUAAUUGAUGACCUAAAGCAAAAACUUGCAAACUGUUUGAGCAUAAUCGACUCUAAAAAUGUUGAGUUGCUAAAUCUUCAGACUGCCCUUGGUCAGUACUAUGCCGAAAGUGAAGCAAAGGAACGUUUAGGAAGAGAUCUGUUCAUUGCUAGAGAAGAAGCUGCUAAGCUUUCUGAAUUGUUGAAGGUUGCAAAUCAGGAGCUACUGAUAUCGAAAAGAGAAAAAGAAGAGAUAGGCACUAAACUCACACAAACAGAGACAAUGUUAUUAGAAGGAAAACGUUUCAUACAGAAGCUUGAGGAGGACAAUGUAAAGUUACGGCAUGCUCUUGAGAAAAGCAUGAUGACACUAAACAGGAUGUCGUUGGAUUCAGAUAACUAUGUUGACAGGCGAAUAGUUAUCAAAUUACUAGUGACAUACUUCCAGAGGAACCACAGCAAAGAGGUUCUUGACCUUAUGGCACGUAUGUUGGGUUUCUCUGACGAAGAUAAACAGAGGAUAGGCAUAGCUCAACAUGCUGCUGGAAAAGGUGUGGUCAGGGGUGUAUUAGGUCUACCUGGUCGACUAGUUGGAGGCAUUAUGAGAGGAAGCUCACCUGAAACCUCAUCACAGGUUGCUUCAGAUAAUCAGUCGUUCACUGAUUUAUGGGUCGAUUUUCUUCUCAAAGAAACUGAAGAAAGAGAGAAAAGGGAAUCGUCUGAUCUGUCCAGAUUGUCAAAUCCUCAAGACAUGAGCACAUCAAGCUCAGGAAUACUAUCAUCUGUUCCAGAAUAUGCAACAAAAUUCCAGAGUGCGACCAGUGUUUCUGGUUCGCCCAGUGGACAAUUCCUAGCGAGCCGGACCUCUUCUACACUUCCUUCAGAAAUAACCCAGAAAAUUAACCAUUUGGAUGCUGAAUUCGCUACAGUUCCUCUUACAUCCUCGGUGCAUCCUUCCCAAAGUAGUGUUAGUCACUCAAGACUGCUGCCAAGAUAUUGACGUUAAUGCUUGCUUAGAGGAGGUAUGAGAAUCCAUGUGAAUGCAAUUAUUCGUAGUUUGUUCAUUAAGUUAUUGUUUCGUUGAUGCAAGGAAAAUAUUCUUUUAGUCGCGUUGUCAAAUAUCCAAGUGAGGGAAAACGAGAGGGAAAAAAAAAACAGAAUCCAAGACUGCUACCUAUUUGUACAAACAUUUCAGAAUUAAAGAGAAAAUCUGUCUAUAUUGUUUGUCUUCCUGUAAAA